AGCUUAAGUGUUCCUCUGUAGCCGGAGAGCGAGCAGGAAGUGCAGCUCAUGCGCCUCUCCACUCGUCUCAUCAAUGCAGCUUUCAUUCUGCCUCAGUGGGGCAAGAUGGAAGCUGUACAAAAGGAAUACUGGUACUUCGUGGUACUCAUCUUUCUUCCUCUUCUUAAAGUGGCUGUCCAGGAUAAAGAAGUGGCCACGGUGCGGCUGGAGGAGGGGAUGGUGUUGGACUGCUUGUGUCCCUGGAAGGGGAACCUCAGCAUGGUGUCCUGGACCAAAGAGCCUGACAGGAAUCCCAUGGCCGUUUACCACCCCGAGUACGGAGUCAACUUCCCCCACCUGUACCGGGACCGGGUGGAGUUCCUGAAGAGCACGGCGAUGGACGGGAGCAUUUCCAUGAGGAACGUCACCCACCGGGACAUCGGGGUGUACCACUGCUCUGUGCAGACCUUCCCUCAGGGACCCUGGACCAGGACGGUCCAGGUGGAGGAUUUAGACGAACCUCCGGUAGAUGACGACGAAAACGAAAAUCCUGACGACGACCUCACCGAGUCGCCGCCCGACCCCGAGGUGACCGUGGCCGACACGGAGCUGCGGGCGGAGCAGGGCGCCAACCUGACCGUCAACUGCAACCACCGGCACAACGGCAGCGUGUCCCAGGUGGUCCUGGAGAGGAGGCUGGCCGGCCGGCCGUGGGACAUCAUCGGGGUGUGCAAGAAGGUGGACGGCGGCCUGGUGAGCGAGGACUACAGCGACAGCGACAGGGGCAGGGUGCAGUGCGCCGACAGCCUGGACAUCAGCCUGCAGCUGAGCGACGUGUCCCGGGACGACGCCGGCUUCUACCGCUGCACCUUCAACACCGACACCGGGGUGCAGAUCAACACGGUGCAGCUCACCGUCACGGCUGCAGAUGGGUUCAGCCUGUCGUUAUACAUGAUGUAUAUUUACAUCGGGGCGGGAGCCGCUGGACUCCUGCUUCUCACCGUCAUUCUCAUACUAGCAGUGAGACGCAGAAAGAAGAACAGGAGGGAGGAGUACAGAGUCAAACUGCACCCGUCCCAGAGACAGCCGAACCCCUAUGAGAACAUGCCGAGGUACCCCGAGGUCGCACCCAAGUCCAGGCAGAGGGAAGAGUGUCCCAUCUACGCCAACCUGCCGAGCGUGCGAUCGGCCAAACCCAAACGCCACCACAAGAGAACGUACAAAACGUAACGUCACCUGUCCUCAGAGCAGAUUCCAGAUCGGUUCUCUUGUCUGAAGUCGACAGAUUUGUCGGGGUCCUUCCGUGUUCCCACUCACUGAAUGCAGUUCGUGCCGAGGAAACAUUUGUUUUGUCACAUCAUUUGACAGUAAGAUCCUCGCGGAGGAGCAAGACAAAAAGCCCGUCUAAUCAUGCCUUUCACUCCCAUAACCCCUCCCAAGUUAAAACCACUGACAAAAGCCUGUGUAAUUGCCCCUCUUUUUCACUUUCAUCCUCCCUGGUCUCCAUUCAGAGCCUGACAAUGGCGUCUAAUCAUCUAACAGGGAUGAAAAGCAGCCGCUCAGUGGCGCCGCGCCCCUCGAGACUGGAGCCUCUCCCCCCGGUGGGCUCCCAGUCUGAGCCCGCUCCUCUUAGAACGAACUCCAGAUAGAUAAUCCUCAUGCUUUGUGUGUUUAUGAGUUUGUUGUUGUUGUUGUUUUUCACCCCCUUCUUUAAAUAUGAAAGUCAUCUGUAUGUAAACUUCAGCAAACUUCCUUUUUUUUUUUUUUUUUUCCUGUGCAGCUGUUUGCUCUGUAAUCUCCUUCGUUUAUCUCCAUAGAAAUGGAGGCAGUGGCAGAGGCAGUAAUGGAUAAGCGGCCUGUUCCGCUAGGAA
Messenger RNA from Salarias fasciatus (jewelled blenny), 1850 nucleotides. RefSeq names its product CD226 molecule (gene cd226). The coding region runs from base 49 to 1209 and encodes 386 amino acids. Gene Ontology annotation, cellular component: external side of plasma membrane. The record is from RefSeq and is a predicted model, not a curated record. The transcript has 6 exons. Gene Ontology annotation, biological process: cytokine production; positive regulation of immunoglobulin mediated immune response; positive regulation of natural killer cell cytokine production. Gene Ontology annotation, molecular function: cell adhesion molecule binding. Lineage: Eukaryota; Metazoa; Chordata; Actinopteri; Blenniiformes; Blenniidae.